Necator americanus (New World hookworm) is the source of this 1329-nucleotide messenger RNA. RefSeq lists its product as uncharacterized. The transcript has 16 exons. Lineage: Eukaryota; Metazoa; Nematoda; Chromadorea; Rhabditida; Ancylostomatidae. Gene Ontology annotation, cellular component: nucleus; nucleoplasm. Bases 1 to 1329 code for a protein of 442 amino acids. The record is from RefSeq and is a predicted model, not a curated record. Gene Ontology annotation, biological process: regulation of transcription by RNA polymerase II. Gene Ontology annotation, molecular function: DNA-binding transcription repressor activity, RNA polymerase II-specific; RNA polymerase II cis-regulatory region sequence-specific DNA binding.
AUGUGCAAAACAAACGACUCAAAGCUAUACAACAUUCCUUCUGUUUUGAUUGGUAACAGAUUGUACUCCUUGAACGUGAUUCUAUGUCGUAUCACAAAAGAAUCUUGGCGUAUUCAAGUUGCAGCCGAUGCCAAUCCAAGCAUACUGUUUUUUGGAGAGUACGAGACAUUCGAAGAAGAAUGGAUAAAAGUUCUAGAACAGCUUUCUUGUUCGAUCACGGACCAUAGCCUGAUACCACUUCGUGUGGACUUGGAUAGCGACAAUGUUGUCUUGAUCUACAAUUUCAACGGGAUAGUUCUGAGAUUACCUCUUCGUAGACCUAGCGAUCAGGAAUUGAAUCUUCAUCUCCUCACAAUCAUUGCAUCGGAAAAGGCCGCCCAUACUGAAGAAAAAAAGAAACGUGAAGAUCUUGAGCAAAAGCUUAAAUCUCUAGAAACGGAGCUUGCGUCUGUGAAACAGCGCGCAACAUGGCAAGAAAAAGAGAUGGAUUUGCUGAAGCUGCUCCUGAAAUCUCCAGCUGUACCGAGCUUAGUUCCCGACAAAUCGCUACAUUGCGUAUCUUGCAGUUGCUCAAGCUCGCGCCUUAGUCGAUCAAGCAACAUCACAGGUUUAGAUCCAGACGAGGAAGGUGACGUUUCCGAUCAGGAUAACGAUGAUGCUGCGUCAAACUCUAGUUGUAGAAAGGAGCUAAAACACGAGACACCUUCGAAUACUUCAUCGUCCAUGGUUCCUGAGCCCGGCACCCAGCAGCCGCAGAAUCUACUCCUCGGUAUUGCUCAGUACAUUCUUUGUCAGUUGUGUCCUGAACAAGCUCCUGACCUCAAAGUUAUGGAAGAUCACUUUCUCAGAACUCAUGUUAACAAGGAAAAACGAAACUGCGAGGCGUGUCCUUCCGAGGAUCAACCAGACCUAAUCCAACACAUGAGAAGACAUACGAAUAGGAUUUACGCUUGUGAGUACUGUGGCAAACGUGGACGGCGGAACUAUUUGAAGGCACAUGUCAGGACACAUACUGGAGAGAAACCAUUCAGUUGCGAAACAUGUGGUCGAAGCUUCGCUGAUGGAAGUACGUUGCGUCGUCAUCGGUUGGUUCACUCGGGCAUGAACGAGGAGUCGAAUAGAGUUCUUGCUUUACUCGAGGAAAUUCAGGAGACACAACUCCUUAUCAUAGAGAAAUUAGGUAAACCAAACGAAGCGUUUACUGCGGAAAUGACACGAUUGAAUCGUCUUAUUUCCGAUGUGGAACAUUAUCUUCCUAUUUUAAAAACCUUGGCAAGCGAUAUUCCGCUUUACAAGUGUUAUAGAGCGUUCUCCCGUGCUUUGUUCUGA